CAGUGCAAAGAAAGGUGGAGAGAGCAUCAUAAGUUAAAAAGAUGUUUAGAAAUAACUGGAGUAAGUCAACAAUAGACGGAAUUGAAGAUACAUAUCUAAACCUUUUGAAUAGAACUACUUCUCUGAGUGUCUAAAUGGACCAAAGUGACGCCUAGCCCAUGAUACCACCAAUACCCAGGAAACUAAGUGGGAAGUGACAGUCGCUCAAGAGCCCUGCUAGGUCACCAUGGCAUCAGAGCUCCACCCGCAUUGCUCUUCAUGUGUGAACCUUCACUGCACUGAGCCGGCCUGCCCUGGUGCGUCCUGCGAGAUCACUUCCUGUCCUCUGAAGUGUGGCUCCUCCUUCCACGGCUGCAAGGCGCCCGAGCACCGGCUGCUCUGCCCGCUGGAGUGUGUGCCGUGCCCGAGCCAGUGCUACGGCUGCCCAGUCUCCUUGCCCCGUGCCCGGGUAGCGAAGCACCUCUCCGUCUGCCCAGCCAGCGUGGUGCGUUGCAGACACACACACUUCCCAAACAUACGCCCCGCUGUUGCCGCGCACACACACACACAGACACGCACUCUCACUCUUGCAGACCAAAAUUAUUUUGACACACACACUGCCAAUGAUGCAUAUACCUCCAGCACACAUGCCUCGCUCACACACGAGUCCUGUACUCACGUGUCAAGUGUGCAACCAACAGCGGCUAGCUUGCAUCCUGCCCAGGAGAUUAAUGGCAAGAUUAUGGAAGGAGGAGGAUUCAUUCAUUUGAUGGGCAAGAACAUUUCAAUUGGAGAGAAUGUAUUCUUUGGAAACAACGUCUUUAUUAACGGUAUUAGGUAUGACCCGAAACAGAGUGUCACAGAAGCCACCUCAACAAAGAAGCCAAUUGCAGCGCCUGCUGUGAUGACGGAUAACCUCAUCAACCAAUCGGAGAGCGUCACAUCCCCUGAAGGUGGGAGCGAAGAAGGCACAUCUGCUGAUGCCACAUGCUCCGAGGUCCAUCAUGACAGUGAGACAGAUGCAUUGUGGGAGAAUGAGUGUCUUAUAACCCACCCCAUGGGUGAUUUGGAUGCCUUCCCACCAUGUUACGACCGUGAGGCAAAACUGCAACUGCUGCAGCGCUUCCUGCCCCAAGAGCUCGGCGUCCGAUUGGCCAACCCUUGUGCCAAUCACAACGGCACACCCACCAAACCACUGGACCAACCGAUGGACCAAUCCCCACAGACAGCUUCAGGCACUGAAACGACCAUCUCGGGGUCCUCUUACGUCCAGCAAGACCCCAACGAUGACCCGUCAGGCUCUGGCAUCUGCGGCCACCUCUUCCGCCGCGACGAGUUCCUGUGGCACAGCCGCAACGUGCAUUCCGACCUGGACCUCCUGGAGCGCUCGUGCCCGCUCGCCACCUACGGCUGCCGGCUAGUCCAGCGCCACCUCACCGCCCCCGGGGGCGCCCUGCUGCGCUUCGACCCCCGCGCACCAGGGGGAGCCCUCAGCCUGCUGCCCGCGCCCCCGGCCGUGGGGCCCGACCCCCAGGGCUUGGACCGCCUCAGCUCCCUUCCCCUGGAGCUUCUGCGCCACCUGCUGGGCUACCUGGACGGCUUCAGCCUCAACCAGCUGGCGGCCACUUCCAGCCGCCUGAGGGAGGUGUGCAGCGGGAUGCUACGCGCCCGGGGCAUGGUGGUCCUGCGCUGGGCCAGGGGACGAGGGGACGAGGACGACAAUAACAACAACAACAGCAGCAGCAGCAGUGUGGGAGCCGGCUGUGGCAGUGAUGACGGUGGUGGUGGUGGAGGAAGGGUUUGCCGGUGGAAGGUUCAGGAUAAGGUGUGGUGUUUCAGCUCCUCCUUCAGCCCCGUGGAACGCUGGGACGUGGCCGAGGCCCCCUGCCUGUCCAAUCACCUGCGCUGCUGCCGCUGGAACCAAGUCAAGAGCCCCCUUCAGGACAGGGCCCCGCUGCCCGGCAUCAGUGGCCGCACCAUCCCGCAGUCUGGAAGAGACGGCAAAGAGUGACAGUGUGUGUGUGAGAUUGCGUGCACGUGUGUGAAUGCAUGUGGGCAUCCAUGUGUACGUUUGUCCGUGUGUGUGUGUGUGUGUGUGUGUGUGUGUGUGUGUGUGUGUGUGUGUGUGUGUGUGUGUGUGUAUGUAUGCAUGUGCAUGGUGUAUCUGUGUAUGCUUGUGUGCUUGCCACUCCAAGUUUAUCCUUCCAGGUAUAUAAACUCUAAAAAUGGCAAUGCAAGUGUAUGUGUGUGUGCGCGCAUGUGCGUAUGCAUGUGUGUGUUUACAUUGACCAGGGUUUGCUGCGUUUUGUUGUAAUGGCUGAGUGUAAGAAUUUAAACAAGUAUGAUUUAA
Engraulis encrasicolus (European anchovy) is the source of this 2329-nucleotide messenger RNA. Its product is annotated as F-box only protein 40-like. The coding region runs from base 227 to 1990 and encodes 587 amino acids. Gene Ontology annotation, molecular function: protein binding; zinc ion binding; ubiquitin protein ligase activity. The record is from RefSeq and is a predicted model, not a curated record. The transcript has 3 exons. NCBI's taxonomy places the organism in Eukaryota, Metazoa, Chordata, Actinopteri, Clupeiformes, Engraulidae.